Messenger RNA from Botrytis cinerea B05.10, 4130 nucleotides. RefSeq lists its product as hypothetical. The record is from RefSeq and is a predicted model, not a curated record. The coding region runs from base 404 to 3865 and encodes 1153 amino acids. The transcript has 2 exons. Lineage: Eukaryota; Fungi; Ascomycota; Leotiomycetes; Helotiales; Sclerotiniaceae.
GGCCUGAUCUAGAAGUCACCGUUCGUUCCUUCCCAGAUGAGGAUGCCACCAAUCUGUCCUCGAUCCUCACGUGCUUUUCCUUCCUCUUUCACUCUUUCAACAGUGCCAACUUCCCGUUGACCAUCCAAUGUUCUCCUUCACCAUUUUGUUUGUUUGUCAGAAGUGUUAUCUUCAACUGCCUCUUCUUCCUUUCUCAUCAUCAUCUGUAGAUCUACAGGUUCUCACAGGCUGAGGAUUAUCUUUUGGUCAGCUUCAAAUCACUUUCUGCCACUUCUCUUUAACCUUACCUCAUAUCUGCAUACCAUUUCUCUAGACUGUCUCUAGAGUAAUUAAUUACUUCAUUAAGUAUUAUCCUCAAUCCAUUAACACUCAUAUCCUUGGACAUACAUCAAAUGUGUCCACAAUGGCAACUGUUCUACCAGGAAAACAGCCACUAAAUCGUGAGAGAGGGCUCAGUGGUGUCAGUGUUGGCAGCGAUAUCAAUGGCUCACUUGGUCCAAGUGCUAUGAAUCCUAUGCGACAGAGGGCGAGUUCUGACAAAGCACCAACACGCAAUGGAGCCUCGAUCAGAAGCUUUCAAGAUAGCACCAAUCAGCCCUCAUUGCCAAAAGGCUUUGAGAGUAUGCUAAAAACUACAACCGAGACAGGGGAUAUCGGUUUAUUCUCCAUCAAGCCAUCACGCUUACCUCAAACUUCCAAUGCGUUGCCACGACGCAGCAAUGGAGGUUAUAGAGAGAAUGAUCCGCAAAGACCACGUCCAACUUUCUCACCGUAUGGGGUCCCCAUCGUUGACGAUAGAAGACGACUGCCAUCCUACACAAGAAAGGGUUCCUCGGGUGUCAAAUCGCUAUAUGAUUCUGCCAGCGUUAACUCGGUCAAUUCAAGUAACAGGGAGUUCGAGGAUUCCGAUUAUCGAUCCUACUCCAUGACCCAAGCAGCAUCUCAAUCAACAUAUACUCUUUCCAACCAAAGAUCCUACGCCAGCCUUCGGAGUCAGCAGGAUGGACCUGCACUUGUUCAACGACCUCGAUCGCCAUUUGCAUAUCCAACACGCCUGAGGAGACCCGGGUUCAGACCUUCUUCCCCCGCACUUACCGAUGGUGGUGGAGUAGACUAUAGUCGCCGAGCAGAGAUUGAUCGAAUACCUUAUGGAGCGGUCCGAAACGUUUCUUCUCCAGCUUCAUUAUAUGCCCAGAAACGGGUACCACCACCACUGUCACUACGACCGGACGCGAACCGAUCAACCCCUUCAUUGUUAAGUCAGCCUUCGCCAAAGAGGCGUACGCCAAGUCCCAAUCUACGACAGGGAAAUGGGAUGGUCGGACCAGAUUGGCAACGCCGAAACGGCCCGCCUUCGAUUAACACAUCUCCAGCUCGAAGUACACUUAGUUUUUCCUCGACUACCAAUUUUGCCCCACCGAGUUUGCCUCAAUCAGCAACAAAUACGCCAGGGAGACCAUCACCUUUGUAUUAUGACUAUACCGAAGAUUUUGAGGUGGAAACCGAGAAUCAGUCAAACUUAGAGCCUCCACCACAAUUCCAACUGCAAAGGACAAUUCACGAAGACCGACCCUUAAGUUCAACACCUCUGCCUCUUGCCAAUAGUCAUCCAUCUAGGCUCAAUUUAAAUAAUAACCACCAUCUUCGUACAUCAUCAUCGGCGUCAACCAUAAUUCGACAUCCUAUGAGGAAGGACAGCGCAGAAAGUGGAAGUGGAUUUCCAAAUAAUGGUGGUCAUGUUCGAGCUGCACUUAGUAUCGGUGCAAAAAACUGUGAGAGCUCUGCGCCAUCUAACAGUGUUCUUGAUGAUACAAGCUCUAUAGAUAUGUCAAGUUUAGGUGCCAAUGCUCAAGAGUUGAGCUCGCGGGUGUCGAGAGCAUUUGGCCUACACCCUUCACCGCAAUUUGAAGUCACGAUUACCUCAGGCUGUGAGGAAGUUGAGAUUAAGCAGACCGAGCUUGUACUUAAAGAAGCUAAUAGUAUGGUUACCAAAAGCGGGCUUCAACAACGGACUUCAUCAUUACCAACAACCAAAAUAGAAGGUGUAGUAGAAACUUCUCCAUCGAUCAUUGAGCCACAACAAAUCUCUACAAAAGGCUAUGCAGGCGAAGGUAUCAUUUGUGCGCCCGGAAAGCAAUCUUCCGAAAGUCUUCCGAAUGGCACAAAGCUUCAGCAACCGGUGGAGGAUACAGAUGAAUGUGACGAUUUGUCUAAAUUUAAUUCUGUGCGUACAAGCAAAGUCAGAUCUAGUGGCAUCACCAUUGACAAUGGUUUUGAUGAACUAGCUGAUCUAGUUGCUACUGAUGAGACUGAUCAGUCUAAUACCUUUGACAAUGAAUAUACCGGACUCCGGAGGACUCCUAUGAUGUCGCCAACAUUACCUCGAGACUCUUAUCUUGACCCUCCUUCGAUACAUGGUACCAGCCCUCCCUUAUCGCAGAUCGAUAAUAUGGAGCAAAGUGGUGCUCAAAUCGUGGCUACUGAUAAAAGCUUCGAGGACGGGCUUCAAGUCCAUGAGCGACGAAUCGCAAAAGGCAAAUUGCCCGACUAUAGGCCAUCCGAGUUCCAGAGCCUUGGUAAUCAAGCUCCAAGCAAAAUAAUGCCUAGAUCUGAGUCACCAAUGUUAGCACCCAAGCCUAUCUCACCAGCAAGGGAGUUGAAAUUGAAGAACAGCGUGCCACAGCUUAUGAAAUCCCUCCCUAAAAUACCCGACUCUUCGAUUCGCGGAUUAGCAGUACCUAAAAGGUCUGCUUUUGCGGAUGCUGAUAUGCCUAGUCAUCUAUCUAAAUUUUCCCCAGAAGAGAAGUUUGGAACAAUUGAUGAACAUGCAGUAAACUCAUCGUCAAUCAGUCCCCCUAAGACUUAUUCUUCUUUGGACAAAGAAAAGCUCAAGAAGUCAACGGAGCGAGCUGAAUUGAUCUCUAGCCCAGCCCAGAAACAUCAAAUUGAUACAAAUAGAGAGAAUCAUGGUCCUCGCUCUUCGCCCAUGAAGUUGAAGCUGAAAGUUAGAAACUCUAUUGCAGAGAAGACAUCAUCUUCGGAUCUUCGGGCACCAAGGCACGAGGAGACUCUCUCAUGGGCGAGUUCACAGGUCAACAAUCUACCUCCGGUUAGCCAAGAAGAACAAAUUGGAGAUCUCAAGCCUGCUAAGCUCAAAUUAAGACUUAUCAGAGCUACAGGCUCGGAAGCUUCCGGAACUGUAAGGGUCAGUAAUGCAUCUGGAGACCAAUCCAGGUCCAGCAACGAUCUGCAUGUCUCCUGUCCGAAAGAUUUAUUUACGCCUACCAGUGGAAUUGACAACAUAUUCCGACAGGUUAGUAAGCAUCUUCAUUCACGAAGACCUAGUGGGAAUAGUGAUCAACAAUCAGGAAAUAUUAUUGAGAUGAUGCCAAGCCAACCAUCGCUGAAUUUGCCUUCUUGUUUGAAUCUUGGCGUGCCUCAUGCUGAUCUAUCUGGAAACUUACCAAGCCCCACUGAUGCCCGAAGCUUUUUCUCCGAUGACAGCUCUCAUCGCAAUGGUGGUCAUGGUUUACGCAAAAGAAUUUCAAACUUUCGAGCUCGUGUUGGUGUACCAUAUGUAGCUCGUAAUGGAUCCUAUUCUUGUGAUGAUGUAGUCUGGAGAGAUCAAGUUGGAGGAGUUGGACAAUCGCCACUAGCUGCCAAGUCCGUUGCUGAUCUCAAUGCCACGAGGGCCAGCUUCACAGAAUCACAAAAUCCUCGACGUUCAGAGCAUAGGUUGCAUGGACAUCGGUUGCGAGCAAAAGUGUCUGAAUGGUUUCGUGGCGCGCGAGCUGCUAUUUCCGCUCGUGUCAAAUCACGAAGUGCAACCAGUGCUGGUAAUGAGAGAUCAAGGGCUAGUGCAUGAUUCUCUGAAUAUGGCACUGUGUCUCGUUGUUAGGAUCUAGCUUGUAAUCUUUGUGUUAGGCUUGUCAUCCAGUUUUGGAGCAAAAAUACUGUUCUGGCUGUUUUUUCUCUUGUUUUUUUCUGGUGGCGUUUGGGCGUGUCAGGUUGAGAUUUGUAUGGGAUGGGAUUGGGUGGUAUAAAGUGGAGUUUUAGCUCGCUGGUGACAGAAAACAAAUUAGACUGAAAGAAAGCAAUAAUAUUAAUGAAUAUUAAAUAUGCUUAUGACA